This is a messenger RNA of Acanthoscelides obtectus, 2404 nucleotides long. Lineage: Eukaryota; Metazoa; Arthropoda; Insecta; Coleoptera; Chrysomelidae. The record is from the annotation of a GenBank genome assembly.
AUAUACAGAACAUGAUCGCAAUCACAAUACAUGGAGAGUAAAAAUCGCCCCCGCGCAUAUUUUUAUUAUUAUUCAGUUGAAACGUGAUGGAUUCGUCUUGAAAAUUAAUAGACACGCGGUGUGUAUGGUAGGGAGAUAUUGCCGGCGCGAACAAUCGAUUUCCUUUGGGACAGGCGCCCUGAGUAUCCUGACUCCCUUCGUUCCAGACCAUGGCCUAAUUCUAAUACACAUCCUGCUACACGGCACAAAUUCGAGGCACAAUUUAUCUCCUGUUUUUGGCAACUGCAACGAUCAACGUGCAACUGAAAACAAUUAAUUAUAUUCAAAGCAAAUAAACCACUACAAUGCCUGGUUCAAGAAAGAAGAUUCUCAAACAUGUGAUGAGCGAUAUUUGCUCGAAGAUGAACAGAACGAAACAAUUGCCUGCCAACGUAAUGGAAACUCCACUCAACCGAUGCCUCAAUACCAUCGACAUCACUUUAUUGGGCGUGGGCCACAUGGUGGGCGCAGGCAUUUACGUGUUGACAGGGACUGUUGCAAAGGAUAUCGCCGGUCCUGGUAUUAUCCUGUCCUUCCUGCUGGCGGGAUUAGCGUGUUUGUUGUCGGCGUUGUGCUACGCCGAGUUCGGCACGAGAGUGCCUAAAGCCGGGUCAGCCUAUGUGUACACCUACAUCAGCAUCGGCGAGUUUUGGGCUUUUGUCAUCGGCUGGAAUAUUUUGUUGGAACACAUGAUAGGUGCAGCCUCAGUAGCCCGAGCAUGGAGCGGCUACGUGGAUUCACUUUUCAACUACGCCAUAAGCAAUACGACAAUAGCCCUUACCGGAGAAAUGCACAAGGACCUGUUGGGUCGAUACCCGGACUUCCUGGCGUUCACCGUUUGCCUGGUGUACGCGCUGCUUUUAAGUAUCGGCGUUAAAGGAUCGGCGAUUGUCAACAGUAUUUUGACUGUUGUCAAUCUGGCGGUUAUGUGCAUUGUUAUUGUUGUUGGGUUCUAUUAUGCUGACGAAAACAACUGGACAGCGGUCAAAGGUGGAUUUCUUCCUUAUGGUAUUGGCGGAGUUAUGACAGGUGCUGCUACCUGCUUCUAUGCUUUCGUAGGCUUCGAUAGUAUUGCCACAUCCGGAGAAGAAGCUAAGAACCCAUCCUUUUCCAUCCCCAUGUCUACUGUGGUGUCCAUGGGUAUUGUAACGUUGGGUUACAUCUUGGUAUCAGCAGCGCUUACAUUGUUGGUACCUUAUAACGAAAUCAACCCAAACGCGGCUUUGCCGGAAGCCUUCAGCCAUGUUGGGAUGCACUGGGUUAAAUACGUCAUCUCUUUAGGUGCAAUAUGUGGUAUGACUACAACUCUGUUUGGAUCAAUCUUCUCUCUACCCCGAUGUAUGUACGCAAUGGCACAAGACGGCCUGCUGUUCAGCUUUCUGGGCAACGUGAACACGAAGACGCAACUGCCACUGGCCAACUUAAUGAUAGCCGGACUAUUUUCAGCUUUGAUCGCGCUAGUGUUCGAUUUAGAGAAGCUUGUGGAGUUUAUGUCAAUUGGAACGCUUUUGGCGUAUACGAUUGUUAGUGCCUGCGUCAUUAUAUUACGAUAUCGUCCCACAUUUGAAACAACGGCUUCGGCAACGAAACCAGCGACAACUCCCAGCUCUGAAUUAUCUAGUAGCACGUCUGGAUCUCUAACGCCUAUAGCCGAUAUAACGAAUCUGACCGGUACCUUGAGGGUACAGUACAGCUGGAUGUCUCCAGUAUUUGGAAGUUGCGUUCCUGGUUCUGUUGUGGUCGCAGCGGUGACCGUGUAUACAAUAUUUACGUCGGCUCUGUGUAUACUGUUUCAAGUGUCUUCUAAAGAACUCAUCUCAGGAGUCUGGUGGACGGUGUCGCUAGCCGCAUUUUUUGUCUUCGUCAUGGGAGCAUGUCUACUGGUUAUAGUAGCACAUCAUCCAAACACGAGUGGUCUGAGAUUUAGAGUUCCAUUCGUACCGUUUGUGCCAGCUUUGAGUAUUCUGUGCAAUAUUGAGUUUAUGGUUCACCUGAAUAUCUUUACCUGGGUUAGAUUCUUCGUCUGGAUGAUCAUAGGAAUGUUAGUCUACUUCCUCUAUGGUAUACAUCAUAGUAAAGAAGGCGAGGGCAACUCUUCUUAUUCGAUUUUGAUGACGUCAUCUGAAGCUGUAAAGGAAACUUGGGGUGCUACAAAUAAGACAAACGUAAGGAAGGUGUUGGCUAGGAGGAAAUCGUCGUCUGGUGCUAUUAUGGACGACAACGACGACGAUAGCACUGAAUAAGGAUAAUAACUUGUUUUCAAAGUUCAAUAUGAGUGUAUACGUAUAGGUCGUUUAUUGUAAUUAUGUUGAAAUUUUAUGAAUUAUGAGAUUUUACUCUAAGAUUAAAUAUAAUUUCGUAGAAA